This is a messenger RNA of Dromaius novaehollandiae (emu), 728 nucleotides long. It is a transcript of the gene TMEM182, whose product is annotated as transmembrane protein 182. The coding region runs from base 27 to 728 and encodes 233 amino acids. The record is from RefSeq and is a predicted model, not a curated record. Gene Ontology annotation, cellular component: membrane. NCBI's taxonomy places the organism in Eukaryota, Metazoa, Chordata, Aves, Casuariiformes, Dromaiidae. The transcript is spliced from 5 exons.
GUAUUUGUUUGAAGAUAAAUUUGAUAAUGAAAUUGAGCGUGGGGAUAUUUUUUGGAGGCUUCUUUGCAGCUUUGGGGGUUUUGCUUUUUUUGGUGGCAUUUGGAACUGAUUAUUGGCUUCUUGCUACGGAAAUAGGAAGAUGUUCAAAAGGACCUGAGGAUGCUGGGGAAGAGAAGGCCACUUUCCAUCAUGAAGGUUUCUUCUGGAGGUGUUGGUUUAGUGGAGAUGCAGGAGAGAAUAAUGGAAGCAUGUGGAAGUUCUGGUACACCAACCAGUCACCUUCUAAGAAUUGCACACAUGCUUACCUCUCACCAUUUCCUCUUAUCCGAGAUGAACACAACUCAACCUCCUAUGACUCUGCAAUCAUUUAUCGAGGUUUUUGGACAGUUCUUAUGCUCCUGGGAGUGGUCACUAUUGUGACGGCUAGUUUCUUCAUCAUCUGUGCAGCUCCUUUUGCCAGUCAUGUUCUGUACAAAGCAGGAGGAGGCCUUUUCAUCAUUGCUGGUAUCUUGUUUUCACUGGUAGUUGUGAUGUACGUCAUCUGGGUCCAGGUGAUGGCUGAUCUGGAAAACUACACAAAUAUGAAAAAAAUGGAGUGCCCGGACUUUGCUGUUUAUGUAUGCUAUGGCUGGUCUUUCAUGCUGGCUCCUAUAGGAGUGUUUUUUGCUUUAUUAGCAGGAAUGCUUUUCUUGUUGAUAGGGUGUACCAUUUAUUUGCACUCAGACUAG